Molecule: messenger RNA, 584 nt
Organism: Diabrotica balteata
Lineage: Eukaryota; Metazoa; Arthropoda; Insecta; Coleoptera; Chrysomelidae
Source: the annotation of a GenBank genome assembly
AAAGCGUACGAAGUUUUCCCGAAGAUAGUAGAAUUACUGUAAAUACGAUCAGUGUUUGUGAUAUUUGUUUGUGUAUUAAGUGAAUAAGAAAAGCAUAUAUUACAGCAGGAACUAUUGAAUAAAUGUGAACUUGCUCCGAUGUCAAAAUGUUCCCGCUACCCCAACUGGACCCAUGUUCCUGCAUUGACCAUUACAACGAGUGCGUGACACAGAAUCCGUUCUUGGCCCAAAGACUCUUUAACCCCUAUUUUCCCCAGUUUUGGCUGCCGUUUCCCAUUAAGAUAACCCAGCCCCGUCCAGAAAAGCCGCCGUAUUCCUACAUUGCCCUUAUUGCAAUGGCUAUAUCGUCGUCACCAAAGCAAAGACUCACCCUUAGUGGAAUUUAUAGGACAGGAUCUACAGAGGAUUGUCGAGCCAAAGAUAAUAAUAAUAAUAUUGAUGUUGAUGAUGAUGAUGAUGAUGAUGUUGAUGAUGAUGAUGAUGGUGAUGAUAAUGAUGAUGAUGAUGAUGAUAAUGCUGAUUUCACCCGUUUGUUGAUUAUUAUCAUAUGUGUUACCAAAAAUUUACAUAUUUCUCAUGAAUAA